Molecule: messenger RNA, 3686 nt
Organism: Numida meleagris (helmeted guineafowl)
Lineage: Eukaryota; Metazoa; Chordata; Aves; Galliformes; Numididae
Gene: MIF4GD
Product: MIF4G domain containing
Exons: 6
Coding region: 2253-2921 (222 amino acids)
Biological process (GO): regulation of translational initiation
Cellular component (GO): cytosol
Molecular function (GO): RNA binding; translation activator activity; protein binding
Source: RefSeq, a predicted model, not a curated record
GAGAUCCCUCCUUGGUGGGAGCCUUUCCCUGCGAGCCCAAAAUCUUCCGAUCUGGGUGACAGCUGUAUUUUCCUUCCACCUUUUUGUAACGCUAUUUCCAUUGCAUUAGUCCUUCUGAUCGCUACACCCCCAUAGGAAAUCUGGACACACCCGUCCUGUUUAAACAUUAUGAGACUCUUGUUUUCUAUUUUCUGUGAAAGAGUGAUCUUCAACUGCACACAGUAUAGGUAAACUGGGUAGGAACUCAGCAGUGAGAAAUGUAAGCUCUGGAACAGAGGAUGAUUUUCUUUGGUUUUCACAGGGGCAAAGAAUAAAGAGCACAAAACUAUAUGCUCUGUUAAAAUUAUGUCCCUUGAGUGUGCUGUGGGGCUUGAGGUCAUGCAGGCAAACAGCUUCAGGGUGCAUGCAGCUUGCCUGCUCCAUGGAAGGGGCAUCAAUGGAGAGUAUAGAACAGCCUCUUCUCCCUUGGAUAGUUUUCUUCAUAAUGAAUGAACUUGCUUCCAACAGAUGUCAGAGUUUAAGUUAUGCAAGUCCAGCCUGGGCUCUGCAAGAGGCUCUCCACAGGCAGAGCUUUGGAAUGCAACCUGGUUUAUAGAUCCUUUUAGGCCGUUAGGCAUAAACAUUACAGGCUUAUAAAGGCAGCUGAUCUUUCAGUGAGUGGAGGAGAAAGAGGUGACAACCUCAAGUAUAGAAUAUUGGAAGCUGCAUCUAACCAUUGCUUUGGUCAGCAGCAUUUGUCCAUGGGAAGACUGGGACGUGAAGUUGGCGGACUUAGAGUUGCUGCUGGGGAGCCAGUAUAACAGCUGCUUUAGGGAGUGAAAGUGGUGUAAUGCAAAGAACAGGGCAGGAAGUCUUACUUCUCAUGUUCCCCUAGCAAAACCCACGUACGCCAUUUGAAACAAAAUUUCCUAGAACUAGAAAGAGCAGGAGAUGGGAGAUAGCUGUAGUCCCCUGGUUCUUCCGUAUGCUAGAACGGAUUUCCUCUUAGAAGCUUUGCACUAGUUCAGUCCAGUUUCAAGCGAAUCCUGCAGUGGGUGACUUGCUGUGAGACCGCCAGAGUCCAACUGUUGGGAUGGCUGGGAUUCACUGAUGUAACCCUGCCAUAGGGAUUUGUGAUUUGCCUGAAAUUCACCUCUCAAGCUGCUCAGCUAUUGCACUUGUUUUCCUCCAGUGCCUUUUAUUGUGACGAUGUCCAAAAGCACUUAGGCAGACAGAGCACUACAUGAAUGACACUGUGGUAACGGGGAUCCACCAUACCUGCCUGAGAUGGGAGAACCCUUACACACAAAUUCUGUGAUGAAAGCACUGUUUCCUUGAGUUCCUAGACAGUUGUAUUCUCAGGAUGCUCAUCCAGAGCUGCGUAGCAUCAUCUUAAAACAUAACUGAAUGUUUUACAGUUGGUUCUGGAAUUGACUGGUUUUUAAUUUGUGCUUAAGCUGUUAUUGUGAUGCAGAACAGUAAUUCUCUCUGUUGUCUGGGUGGAUCUUUUGCAGCUGCUGUAAUCUGGAAGCAUGUGAGCACAAAGUGCAUAAAGUGUGUGGCUUCCUUUGUAAGGAUGGAACAUUAAAUACUUUGUUGUGCUCUUGUCUGGCUGCAGUUUCUCAUUUCUUCCCUCCCAGUGGGGGCUGCUGCAGCCCAGCGGGAACGGGAGCAGGAGCUGGUUCCUGGGAGCAACCAGCAGGUCGAGCUGUCCCAGCCUCUCUGCAGCAUGGGGAUGCAUUGGGUAUCGUUGCUGGGACCUGCACAAAACAGUCACAGCCACGGCUGUUUGUCUUGAGCCACAAAUCCAUGGUGAAAGAUUUCAGGCUUUGUAUUCAGCCAGGCCACACAGUGCUGCAGAAAAUGCAUACGAACUGCUCAUUCUGCAUUUCCUGUGGCUGUUUUCCAUUUUCAGCAUUCUGGCUGCAUUGCUCUCCGGUAAAAGCUGCAGUAGCUUCAAGCCCUGAGUGGUCUUCCCCUGUCCAACAUUUGAGAGUUGAGAGAAAAAACGUGCAGUCUGCGCGACGCAUUCAGCAAGCUCUUGAAAACUGUGAGGUGGUUUAAUCUCCUUUUCCAUGAAUUUUCCUACUGAUUUUUAUCCUCAGCGGCAAGCAGCACUUUAGCAGGGGCUUGGAGCUGCGCUGCUCUAUCACCCUGACGUGAACGGGGAAUAAGCGCGAUUCUCACCUGGAACUCGGCGAGACGCCGCGGGGCCGAGGGGCUGCUGCUAGCACAUCUGUUGCCCUGAUUCUUGCUAUUGGAGGAAGCUAGUCAUGGGGGAAACGGGCAAAGAAGAGUAUAAAAUACAGUCAUUUGACAUUGAGACUCAGAAGCUGCUGAAAACAGCACUCAAAGACCCCAGCAAUGUGGACCUGGACAAAGUGGCCAAUAUUAUAGUUGACCAGUCCCUCAAAGACUGUGUGUUCAGCAAGGAGGCAGGGCGCAUCUGCUACACCAUCAUCCAGGCAGAGAGCAAACAAGUCGGCCAGAGCAUCUUCCGGAGGAGCCUGCUGAACCGGCUGCAGCAGGAGUAUAAGGACAGAGAAGAUCUGCGCAACCGUUCACUGCAGGCAUGGAUCUGCUAUGUCACAUUCAUCUGUAACAUCUUUGACUACCUGAAGGUGAACAACAUGCCCAUGAUGGCUCUGGUGAACCCUGUUUACGACUGUCUAUUCCGACUAGCACAGCAUGAUAGCCUACAGAAGGAGGAAGAGGUGGACUGCUUGGUCCUACAGCUCCAUCGCAUUGGCGAACAGCUGGAGAAGAUGAACUCCCAGCGGAUGGACGAGCUCUUCUCCCUCCUUCGAGACGGCUUCCUUUUACAGGAGGGGCUCAGCUCCCUGUCCCAGCUCCUGCUUCUGGAGAUCAUUGAGUUUCGGGCUGCUGACUGGAAGAUGACGGAUGCUGCCCAGAAAUACUAUUAUAGCGAAGUGACAGAUUAACCCCUCUGCUGCAGAGGUGGAGAGAUGUCCCCUGCGCUUUCACCAGCAAGCUUCAUACCAAGUUUGAAUUUUUUUUUUUCGCACACUGAUGUUUUUCUAGCACUUACCAUAAAUAGCAUUUAUACUGGCUAGCGCCUCUCAGCAUAUAACUAUCAGUCUGCAACCGGUGCUAGUCUGAUUUUGGAUGUUUAGAGAGGUGGGCACAUUUAAACCAGCAAGUUCUUCCACUCAUUUUGUUUAAUGAUAGGCUGCUGCCAGCAAAAGGCAAGGAAGGCUUCUAGCUCAAACCAGCAUUUUAUACAAGCGUUAAGGAAAGCACAGUUUAGACUGAGAGCAUUUUGGUUCACUCAAGAGUCAACAUUGCUGAGGGAGGCAGAGGGAAAAUAUUUCACAGCUCACGGUCCCAAACCAGGUUGUUUAGGAAAAGUUACAGAAAAUACUGUCGUCAGAUGCAUCACAAACAGCUCACCAAAGUGCUACUUUUCACUGACUACUUCCAGCAGACUAGCAGUAUCCGCGUGGGUAUAUGACUGUGGCUCACUAGCUACCAAUAUCUGCCACAGGGCAGCUUGCAGCAGGACAAAGGUUCUCAAGCACAUGUAGGUAGAAACAGGUUUUAUAUGUUUAAUACAGUAACUGUUUUGUUUUUUUUCAAAAUUUGAGUUUUAACUGUGGUAUGUUUCUUAUGAGAAUAAGAAUGGGAGAGGAAGAAAGAAAACAAAAUAGUCUACUGGGUGUUUUUUUGUAAUAAAAGUUUUCCACUAA